GGAAAUUGUGUGGAAAUUUUAAAAUCUCGAACGGAAAACACGUGCAGCAAACAGACGGUAAGCACGGCGUUGAGCACACAGCACCUUUCUCCGCGUUCUCUGAGAGACUUCCAGUCGAGAGCGAAACCAAAACUUAUGGGGCUAUUUUGAGAGAAAGCGCUCUCUGCUCUCUGCGCCAGGGAAGUUUAGCACCGCAUUUUGCUCAGUUCGCCAAUAAAGACGCUGCAACAUGGACAUGCACAGGCUGAUCUUCGAGGUGCAGCAGCGCCGGGCUCUCUGGGACGCGAGGCAUCCGGACCACGCCAACCGACCGGAGACCCAGCGCCUCUGGAACGCCGUCGCGGAGGCCACCGGAAUGGAUGUUGAGCUUUGCCGAACCAAAUGGAAAAAUCUGCGUUGUAGUUAUCGCCGAAGUAACCGGCGUAGUGGGAUCUUGAAGCAUCAGCAGUCGCCCUCGCCGGGUCACCAGUGGUCAUAUGCGGAGGCCAUGAGCUUCCUGGACGGCCAAAGGGAGGAAUGUGAUAACAGCAACAACGGGGAGGAGGAGAUGGAGAGUGCACUCAAGAUUGAAGCCGAGCAUAUGCCCAUGUUGUCGACCUUUAAGAGCGAGCAAGUCUCAGCUGCGGAUGAAAUGGAGGCGGACAACGAUGCGCUGAUGCGCGAAUUCCAGAACGUGUCCACUCCCCAGGCGUUGCGAAGGCUCUCCGAGAACAUCUCCCUGGCCAGUGCGGCGGCGGAGGAGCAGGUGCCUUCCACUGCCGACCAAUUGAGUCCGAAUUUGAAUCAGGGAAGUGCCAUUGCUGCCGCAGCAGCCAGCAGUUGCCAUUGCGCGAAGAGGGUGGACGAACAGGUCAACUUCCUGGAGAGUCUGGAACGCGAGGAGCAGCAGCUGAUGCAGUCCACCAGCCAGGAUCUGGCCAGGUGCAAGAGUGUCCUCCAUGUGGGCGACUCCGACUACAACUACCUGAUCAGCUUUCUGCCGCUGAUGAAGCAAAUGACGCCCUUCCAGAAUGUCUUCUUCAGGGCCAAGAUGGGGGAGCUACUGCUGCAGACAAUGCAACAGCCGCCGGUGCAGCAGCAACCGCAGCAACAGCAGCAACUGCAACUGCAACUGCAACAGCAACCUGAGCAACGACAGCAGCAGCAGCAGCCCUCGCAAAUGUUGUUGAACCAACAGCAAAUGGCCUUGGAUCAGGCGCAAGUGAGCACAAGCUCCACGAAUUGGAACUGAAUCGAGGAUUGCAGCCGAGCAAAAUAAGAUAUACAAUGCCCCCCUUAAUGUUAAGUGUGCGAACUGGACAAGAGCGCGAGCACCACUGUGCGCAGGUUCAGUGCACAGUGGUUCGAUUUGGCUGAGAUUACUUUUGAAUUUUAUCAUUGCACAUAAUAAAAGCUAUAUAUAAUUUUAAGUCUUC
Molecule: messenger RNA, 1415 nt
Organism: Drosophila melanogaster (fruit fly)
Lineage: Eukaryota; Metazoa; Arthropoda; Insecta; Diptera; Drosophilidae
Gene: hng3
Product: hinge3
Exons: 2
Coding region: 230-1231 (333 amino acids)
Biological process (GO): regulation of DNA-templated transcription; DNA-templated transcription
Cellular component (GO): nucleus
Molecular function (GO): DNA binding
Source: RefSeq, marked reviewed